Messenger RNA from Lampris incognitus (smalleye Pacific opah), 911 nucleotides. It is a transcript of the gene lamtor4, whose product is annotated as late endosomal/lysosomal adaptor, MAPK and MTOR activator 4. Gene Ontology annotation, molecular function: guanyl-nucleotide exchange factor activity. The record is from RefSeq and is a predicted model, not a curated record. The coding region runs from base 118 to 420 and encodes 100 amino acids. Gene Ontology annotation, biological process: cellular response to amino acid stimulus; positive regulation of TOR signaling. Gene Ontology annotation, cellular component: Ragulator complex; lysosome. The transcript has 4 exons. NCBI's taxonomy places the organism in Eukaryota, Metazoa, Chordata, Actinopteri, Lampriformes, Lampridae.
UAUGAACAGGACGCUCCCCAUCCCGGCCGCCUGACGGUGACGUCACACCCUUCGCACGCAGAAAGUCACGUGAAAAACCAGCGGAAGUGCAGUUUGGGGAAAGCGUAGCAGUUGGAAAUGGCCACGGCUGCGCUGACGCAAGGUCUGGAGAGGAUCCCGGAUCAGCUGGGCUACCUGGUAAUCAGCGAAGACGGCGUGCUGGCGUCUGCAGGAGAGUUGGAGAAUGACGAGCAUACAGCAGGGGUUAUUAUGCAAAUGGUCCGAACAGCAUGCCGCUUCAGGCUACAUGGUCCUGCCGAGCCACCCUUCAAACGGAUGUCAGUUAUAUUAGAAGACUUUGUCUACACAGUGACCGUCUCUGGUCAAAAAGUGUUUGUGGUGAAGCGUCAGCAAAACCAACGUGAGCCAGUAACCGUUUAACCUGGAAAGUGGGAGAAUAAGAGGAAAACUGCGCUUUGACACACAGACACACACUUACACAGGACUUAUGUAUGCUGAAAGAUCGCAUUUUACUUCAGGGAUGUGAAGGACACAAGUUAUUCUCCUCUGUGAUUGUGAUGAUGAAUGGCACAGGGGAAUGUUUCAGCCAACUGUCGAGAGAUGGCUCGCCAUCAGUCGUGUAUUACUGAGUGUAUUACUGAAUGCUUGUGUGUGUGUGUGAUAUUUACAUGCUCCCCCUAGUCUAACAGAUUGACUUUAACUUGCUGACACCUGUUGCUGCAAAAUAUAUUUUUGGAAAGCUUUUCUAACUCAAUCUGUUAGGCUCGUCUAUUCACUAAUACAGUAUCGCAUUUGUUUCCCUCCUGUAAUGUAAGUGCUUCAUGCUGUUGCCUCAGACAUGUGCUUCGAUAAAUGUCUGUUUUGACUAUUUAUUUUUUAACGUAUGAUUUAAUAAAACAUGACUUCAAGCA